Lachnellula hyalina is the source of this 2799-nucleotide messenger RNA. It is a transcript of the gene Gtpbp2, whose product is annotated as GTP-binding protein. Bases 1 to 2799 code for a protein of 932 amino acids. Gene Ontology annotation, biological process: translational elongation. The record is from RefSeq and is a predicted model, not a curated record. The transcript has a single exon. Lineage: Eukaryota; Fungi; Ascomycota; Leotiomycetes; Helotiales; Lachnaceae. Gene Ontology annotation, molecular function: GTP binding; translation elongation factor activity; GTPase activity.
AUGGCAUCCAUAUUUACAUACGACCCCGAUGUGCCCACCGUUUCCUCUCCGUGGGCAACACCUACAGACUCCCCGAAACCAUCAACACCGCAACCUAACAAUCGAAGCGCGAAAUCGACCCUGCUUCCACCUUCGGGCGAGCUUUCGGACUAUGGGGUUACACGACUGGAUGCAGAGCCUCAAGAUGGCCCCACGGAGUAUAAAUUACACUUAUUGCUCAGGCCCAGAAGGACCUACAGCUCGUCAACUACCGGCGAGCCAGUUAAUCGAUCUGGGCAAAGUAAGCAACAGCGCCCUCGCCAAACUCCCCCCAAUACUUCGACUCCAAUCCCAGCACCCUCGAAUCAGUCUAGGCAAACCCGUUUGGAGCAAUUGACCACACAACUGCUGUGGCGACUGCAACAGUCUUCUCCUUAUCAUGCCUCAUCUACUAGUGAUCUUGUCCUCCCAAAACUGCCCGAAGCUGCGUCAGGCUUGCAAACACCAUCUAGACCCGCAAAACUCCUUGCUGGGCUUGAAGAAAGCCGGGGAGCUCUCUAUGAAAUCGGUGUGUCCGACGAUGGGUCGUUGGUUGGCCUGACCAAGGAUGAGAUGGAUGAGAGUUUGACCAAUCUCAGAGCAAUGGCAGCCAGUCUAGGGUGUACCCUUGAAAUCGUACGUAUGAUAGUGGUAGGAGAAUGCGAGUGGCAGGAGUCGUUAGCUGGUACAGAAGCCUCUCACGGACUCCCUUCGGAGGGAGACCAGCGGAAAGUCGCAGUCCCCACAGCCUCCAACGAUGUAGCAAAGGCACUCCGUCACCAGGCACAGCUUUGGGUUGCAGAGGCGCUUGUAACCCCCGACUUGAGCUCCAGAGAAGCUUAUAGAGCAAUCGUUCCGCCACUCCUGCCACGCGCCGAGACUGAAAUUCAAACUGCAGCCCAGCUUAUCGAUUUUUCCAAACCAUUCCAAAGGAGGGCUCGGGCCACUGAGCAAUUACGGGUGACUUUGACUGGCCCUACAACUUCCGGAAAAUCCACCCUGUUGGGAACCUUAUUGACUGCAACAUUCGACAACGGCAGAGGCAAGAGUAGACUUAGUCUUCUAAAACAUCGACAUGAGAUAGCAUCCGGAGUAACGAGUUCCGUAGCACAAGAACUACUUGGUUAUAAAGGCGCGGAAGUCAAAAACUAUGCAUCUGGAAAUAUCAGCUCCUGGACGGAUAUUCACGCUUCGGCUGAAAGUGGCCGUCUGGUCUUCGUUUCCGAUGCUGCGGGUCAUCCCAAAUAUCGUCGAACCACGGUUCGAGGGCUUGUUGGAUGGGCCCCGCAUUGGAAUAUCCUUUGUAUCGCCGCUGAUGACGGUGACAAUGCUCCAAGUGGCGCUGGUGGCACAUCAUCUGCUCAAGAUAUACUUGGAACAGUUGGGUCCGGCGUUGACCUCGCGAAAGCACACCUCGCGCUUUGUCUAAAACUCGAUAAACCCUUGGCGAUCAUUAUCACCAAGAGUGACCUGGCCUCGAAAAACGGUCUGCGUCAAACUGUAUCCAAAAUUCUCUCUGGCAUAAAAGAUGCAAAUCGGACGCCUUCAAUUUUCCCGCCGGAUCAUUCAAAAACUAUUCUGGAGUCGGAUUUAGGUACGAUUAUAGAGAGGGAUGAUACCGCAGUUCAAGAUAUAGUCGACAAGAUGACUGUCGCCGGUAGCCUUACGUCUGUUGUACCUAUACUUAUGACUAGUGCAGCCAAAGGGACUGGUAUUCGGUCCAUGCAUGCUUUAUUGCGGGGACUGCCGGUCCCACCUACUCCAACCUCUCGUGAUUUUAUUGGACCCGUUUUAAAUCCAGAGCAACCAGCUUGCUUAUUCCAUAUUGAAGACGUUUUCGGAGUCCCAGCGUCGUACGAAUUACUCGCCUCUAAGGGCCUCACCUCAAAUGAUACUGGGGUUGUGGUAGCUGGAUAUUCGAGAUUUGGAGAAUUUUCGGUUGGCGAUACCAUCGUUGUGGGCCCGUUUCCAGCAGAAGCAGAAGAUGAUUAUUCAUCUCUCAGCCGAUCCGCAGCAAAAUCCUCGCCAGCCAGCCUUGGGAUGUCAUUGCCUCGUGCAUCCAGUGCUGAAUUUGUCCGGAUUACCUCUCGCAAUGCUACUUCAGCAUCGGUAACAAAGGGAGAAUGGCACAAUGCUCAAAUUGUAAGCAUGCGUAAUCUUCGUUUACCAGUACAUACACUCGAGGCUGGCCAGGUGGGCACCCUUGGAAUCAUCUUUAAUCUCCUAGAGGAAGAACGAUCGAACGGUCCUUUUGAGCGUCCAGCACGAGCUGUGCCCCAAGUGCGAAAGGGCAUGGUCGCAGCGAUUCCAAGUCGCCAUAUGCUGGAGACCGGGCAUACGCUGCAGGCUGCGACUGGAUUCACUGCAUCUUUUGAAGACAGCGAUGUUAACUCUAUUACACCGGGGAGCUUGGUGGUUGUAUAUAAUGCUAGUGUCCGUGCCUCUGCAAAAGUCUUACGCGUCUUCCCUCAUGAAGAAAAUGCCUCUAUAGCUUGUUUAGCGGAAGAAGAAAAGUUGGAAGAGGUGGAAGAGGCAGUCUUUGGUCUAGAUGAAGAUGCUGGAGAGGGAGUAGAACUGCCUGCAGCUCCCAUUUUUGGUUCUGAUGGUGUGAUUGACUUGACGUUUGAAUUGUUGACUAAUCGGGAGUGGAUUGAGCUAGGAUCGCAAAUUCUGGUCAUGCCUGGAGGUGGUCAUGGUCUCUAUCAUGGGACAGAGAGGGGAGAGAAAGGAGUUGCUGGGUUAGAUGGCUUUGUAGGGAAGGUCGUAGAGGUGGCAGACUAG